AUGGGAGCAGAGACCAUGGAGUCCCCUUCUCUGCUUCUCUGCAAAGGGCUCCUGCUCACAGCCUCACUUUUAACCUGCUGGAACUCGCCCACUGCAGCACUGCUAACACACAAAGAGAUGCGGUUCUCGGCUGCCGAAGGGGCAAAGGUUCUUCUCUAUGUUCCUGACCAGGAAGAGAACCUCCUCUCUUUUUCCUGGUACAAAGGGAAAGAUGUAAAUGAGAAUUUUACAAUUGCGCAUUAUAAAAAAUCCAGCGACUCACUUCAACUUGGAAAGGAAGUCAGCGGCAGGGAAGAAAUCUAUAAGGACGGCUCCAUGCUGCUCCACGCCAUCACCCAGGAAGACACGGGAUUCUACACUUUAAAAACCUUUAAAGCACAUAACCAACAGGAAAUAACAUAUGCCCAUCUCCAAGUAUAUAAGAUUGUGACAAAGCCCUAUCUCCAGCUCAACCACACUAGAGUGAAAAGGAGGAGUGCCUCAAUUUUCACCUGCGUGUCACCUGACACCGGAGUGGAGAUCAAUUGGUUCUUCAAUUACAAGCCCCUGAACAUCACGGAGAGGAUCACGCUGUUACCCGAAAAGCACCAGCUCACCAUAUCUCCUGUCUGGAAGGCAGAUGCAGGGAUCUAUCAGUGUGAAGUCUCCAACUCCUUUAGUUCCAAGAAGAGUAACCCAUUGCUCAUGGUGUUGGCUUAG
Grammomys surdaster is the source of this 699-nucleotide messenger RNA. RefSeq names its product carcinoembryonic antigen-related cell adhesion molecule 15. The record is from RefSeq and is a predicted model, not a curated record. Gene Ontology annotation, biological process: T cell activation. Bases 1 to 699 code for a protein of 232 amino acids. Gene Ontology annotation, cellular component: external side of plasma membrane. The transcript is spliced from 3 exons. Lineage: Eukaryota; Metazoa; Chordata; Mammalia; Rodentia; Muridae.